GUGCACCGUGUCAACAUGAGUACGAGCAAUGAGGAGCCCGCGAAAUCUAAGAAUGCACCGCGGCGCAGCGCGCGCGUUCUGGCAUCGCAGCAGCGGAGGGACGCUAUGGAUAUGUUCGGAUCGUCGAAGCCACGCAUGCAGAAGAGCGACGAUCUAGAAGUCACGGGUAUCUCCCGCAGUGGUCGUGUAAGGAAGAAAUCGUCUAAACUCGUCGACUUUGAGUCGCCUGAUGAUCUUACGGAGAAUAAACUCAAGCGACAAAAAGUACAGUUACAAACCCAACAACUUCUGGAGCAAUAUGAAGUACAACAGCAGCAGCAGCAGCAACAGUUGCCGGUUCACUCUGGCCAGACGGGAAGUGGUGGACGACAAAGAAAAAGUUCAGAUGCCAAUCAUGCGCAACAAAGGGCCAAGACGGAAACUCUGUCCGAUAACGAGGCACACUCAUCUGAUUCUGAAUCCGACGAUCCCUCUGGAAUAAACGAGGAUGAGAGAUAUAGUAUGGAUUCUGGAAGUGACAAUGAAGUAGACCCUCUCAUGAUCGACGACAGAGAGACGGGAUUCAGGAAGCUAGAACCACCAUCAGGUCAGGAAAGCUCACAAGCGAAUAGUUUAUAUAUGCUUGAAAAAUGUAAGAAAAAGUUAAUUAUUAAGGAUGGGAAAAUUAUAGGCAAGAUGAAGGCUCAGCGCAAGGAUAAAGGGAAAACGAGGUUUACCGCUUACAUGCUAUGGGCAAAGAAAAUUAGGCAAGAACUGUUAGAACAGUCUCCUUAUAUGGAUUUUGCGGCAAUUUCUAAGCGGUUAGGAGAGCUGUGGGCUACAGUACCACAUCUGGAAAAAUAUAAUUGGCGCAGACGUGCAAAGCGCUUGGCAGCAAAGCCUUAUUCUUUACCAGCGAGUAAAGACGAGUCUAUCUGGAAAAUGCCACCACCCGCCUCGCGAAAAAAAUUUAUUAAUAAAAUUGGUAAUGGGAAAGAAACAAAACCCGCGUCUGCGAAAAAGACGAUUCAACUCGGUGUACCGUCUGUCGUCGGAAACGAUCCAAUCUCGUCGCCGUCGAACCGCAUCGGCAAAGAUCUGGUCAAUGAGCCGGUGAUAGGUACGGGAAUGUACAAGAUCGUCGGGACCCAACCGAUCGAUGUGGCGGCUCAUCUCAAACUGCUUGGUGAGAGCUUGACGAUCAUUGGAGAACGUUUGAAGGAACACGACGGUCAGAUCGCCGUUUCCGGCAGCCUCUCGGUUCUCAUGGACUCGCUGCUGUGUGCCUUAGGUCCAUUGAUUUGUUUAACGCAACAAGUACCGGAAACUAAUGGGGCUAAGCCCGAGACGCUCUCUCAAAUGCUCGAUAACGUUGCUUACCUUAUGCCCGGUCUAUAAUGUAUAAUGUAUAGUACACGAAGUCGUCUACAGCGAUGUAAAUAUAUGUAUCAAGUUACACGUGUAAAAUUAGGUAGAUUACGAGCGUGAAAACAAAAAUGUCAUUUAUUUUCAACAAAUUUGAAAAGAAAUCUUUGUUGUAUUUUAAUGACAUAAUUACAUCUUGAUGAGACAUCUUAAUGA
Ooceraea biroi (clonal raider ant) is the source of this 1560-nucleotide messenger RNA. RefSeq names its product HMG box-containing protein 4. The record is from RefSeq and is a predicted model, not a curated record. Lineage: Eukaryota; Metazoa; Arthropoda; Insecta; Hymenoptera; Formicidae.